Anopheles cruzii is the source of this 4775-nucleotide messenger RNA. It is a transcript of the gene PDZ-GEF, whose product is annotated as rap guanine nucleotide exchange factor 2. Lineage: Eukaryota; Metazoa; Arthropoda; Insecta; Diptera; Culicidae. Gene Ontology annotation, biological process: Ras protein signal transduction; positive regulation of GTPase activity. The record is from RefSeq and is a predicted model, not a curated record. The transcript has 5 exons. Gene Ontology annotation, molecular function: protein binding; guanyl-nucleotide exchange factor activity. Gene Ontology annotation, cellular component: apical plasma membrane; plasma membrane. The coding region runs from base 1 to 4722 and encodes 1573 amino acids.
AUGAAGUUGACGACGAACAUUUACCCGGAAUUGUAUGACAAAGGUAAUCGUUUGUCACACUCGAGUGAUACCAGCCAGGCUGACACCAUGACGUCGGUUACAAGCUCUUCGCUCGACUCGGAUGAGGUGGACCUGUCGGGGCUGGUCGAGUCCGUGGUCGAUUCCGACGAGGAAGACAUUGCUGAAAGUAUCGAUAGUUUAAGUGUCCGGGACACCGUGCGAGAAUGCCUCGAAAAAGAUCCCAGCGAUCGGACGGUGGACGAUAUCGAGGUGUUGCUGGAGUUCACUCAAAAGCUGAAAGCCUUCACCAACAUGACGUUCGCGGUGCGACGAGCCCUCUGCUCAGUGAUGGUGUUUGCGGUGGUUGAGAAGGCCGGCACCGUCGUCAUGAACGAUGGCGAAGAGCUGGACUCGUGGAGCGUACUGAUCAACGGGCACGUGGAGAUCGAACACAGCGCCACCGGGGAGGUCGAGUAUCUGCACUACGGCGACAGCUUUGGCAUCAUGCCCACGAUGGACAAACUAUACCAUCGGGGAGUGAUGCGGACGAAGUGCGACGAUUGUCAGUUCGUUUGCAUCACCCAAACCGACUACUACCGGAUACAGCACCAGGGCGAGGACAACAUUCGCAAGAUCGAGGAAGACGGCCAGGUCGUGAUGGUGACCGAGCUGCGGAACAGCACGGGCGAGAAUGGGUCCCGGAAGGGCUACGUCGUGAUUCGGGGAACGGUGGAACGGCUGAUGCACCAACUGGUCGAGGACACCACACAAACCGAUCCGAAUUACGUGGAGGACUUCCUUCUCACAUGCCGCACGUUUAUCAGCAACCCGAUGGAGAUAUCCAAGCAGCUGCUCAAGUGGUUCAACGUUGACGGUGGAGGCGCGCACGAGCUGGAAGGGGCGCAGGGAAAUGAUUUCGUCGACGGAGCGGCUUCAUCAACGCUGGCUCACGUUUCUGCCUUGCUCGGGGCACCCCCGUCGUCGCCCUCGGCAAGCGAUCUGUGCGAUCGCGUCACACGCGUCGUCCUGCUGUGGGUGAACAACCACUUCACCGACUUCGAUACCGAUCCGCAGAUGAUGGAGUUUUUGGAAAUCUUCGAAUCGGCCCUGGAAAAGCGGAACAUGCUCGAGCAGCUGCGACUGUUGCACGUGUACGCGCAGCACAAUGCACGCGAGCGCAACGUAACGUUGGCGCGCAGUUCGCGGGACGAGGAUUUAAACUUUCAAAUCUCCGGCGGCCCGGGUGGCAUCUUUAUUACGCGGGUCGAGCCGAAAACGAAAGCCUACGAUGCGGGUCUGAAGCGGGGCGAUCAGAUACUGGAUGUGAACGGGCAGAGCUUCGAGCACGUGACGUGCGUGCGGGCACUCGAGCUACUGCGGGGCACCACCCACCUCAGCAUCACGGUCAAGAGCAACCUGUGGGCGUUCAAGGCAAUGCUCGCGAGUGCCGACGGUAGCGGCGAUGCGGGCAAACUGAAGCUCGAUCUGAAGAAAGGGCUGCGAGCGGCGGAUCUUUUGCAGUCCCAAAAAUCGCUCGAUUUGGUCGACAAAGCGGGAGGCUUGCUGUCGGCCGGUCAUCAGUUUUUGAUGCCCCUGCCGGUGCGGGACAUCGAGUACGGGCGGAAGGAUUCCGGCGCUUCGACCACGUCAUCGUCGAUGCACAUGAACAACAACAAGAGUGGUGGCGGCGGAAGCUUUAUGACGCUCGGGGGAAAGAAACGACUCCAGAAGGCGCUGAUCCGCAUGAAUCUACUGCCAAAGAAUAGUGUCUUCCAGGAUGAUAGCAUCAACAACAACAACAACAAUAGCAGCGCCGCAGGAACGAUGACAGCCACCACCAACGGCAACAGUAACAGCGGUGGAAGCAGUGGCAGCAACUGCGACGGUAGUGACCAAUCGUCCGGGAUCAGUGUAAGCUUUUCCUCCCAGGCGUCCUCCAUCUCAACUUCCUCGAUAACGACGGCCGAUUCGGACGACACGGCACCGACGGGCACGACCACCACGGCGACGACGGGAUCGGCUGCAGCAGGGACCACCUACCAGAGCAACCCGGAUCUCCGCGAAAGUCCGUGCACACCGGCGAAAGCCCAAUCCACCGAGGCGAUCAUCCCGAUGAAGGGUGCAGGAAUGCUGUACUACGAGGAGAUGCGCGGUGCGAGCGAUUUCCCCGAGCACAUACUGAAGGUGUACAAGUCGGACCAAACGUGCAAGUACCUGCUGGUGCACAAGGAGACGACGGCCCACGAGGUGGUGAUGCUGGCGCUCCAGGAGUUUGGAAUCCACGAUCCGAGCUCGAACUUUUCGCUGUGCGAAGUGAGUGUCGGCGAAGGGGGCAUGAUCAAGCAGCGCCGGUUGCCGGAUCAGCUGCAGAAUCUGGCGGAGCGGAUCGGACUCAGCUCGCGGUACUAUCUGAAGACGAACGGCAUCACGGAGACGCUCGUGCCGGAUGACGUGGCACCGGAGCUUAUCCGCGAAAGUGCCGUCCACUUUCUGCAGCUGAACGCGAACGAGCUGGCCAUACAGCUGACACUGCAGGAUUUUUCGAUCUUUCGACAGAUCGAGUCAACGGAGUACGUGGACGAUCUGUUCAAUCUGAAGAGCCGGUACGGCAAGCCGAUGCUGGUGCGCUUCGCGGAGCUGGUGAACCGCGAAAUGUUCUGGGUGGUGACGGAAGUGUGCAGCGAGCACAACAUGAUGCGCCGGUGCAAGAUCAUCAAGCAGUUCAUCAAGAUCGCGCGGCACUGCAAGGAGUGCAAGAAUUUUAACAGUCUCUUUGCGAUCGUCAGUGGGCUGGGCCAUGCGGCCGUCUCGCGGUUGCGUCAAACGUGGGAAAAGCUCCCGUCAAAGUACCAGAAGCUGUUCAACGAUCUGCAGGAUCUGAUGGACCCGUCGCGCAACAUGUCCAAGUACCGGCAGCUGAUCCAGACCGAGCUGAACGCCCAGCAACCGGUCAUCCCGUUCUACCCGGUCGUAAAGAAGGAUCUUACCUUCAUCCAUCUCGGCAACGACACAAAGAUCGACAGCCUGAUCAACUUCGAGAAGCUGCGCAUGAUCUCGAAGGAGAUUCGCACGCUGCUGUACAUGUGCAACUCUCCGUACGACAUCCUGACGAUGCUCGAGUACAAGUGCCAACCGCCCAGUUCGGCCAUGCUCGCCCUCAACCAGAUGUCGGUGCCCUCGGGUGGCGGUGGCGGAUUGCUCGCGCCCGUACCGCCGCCACCACCGCCCGGCUCUUCGGCCACGUUCCUGCACAGCCAGCAGACGGUGAAACGGAGGAAAAAGUCGACCGCGGCCCCCAACUCGAAGAAGAUGUUCGAAGAGGCCCAGAUGGUGCGGCGUGUCAAGGCGUACCUGAACAACAUGAAAGUGACGACGGACGAGGACGAACUGCACCGGCUAUCGCUGGAGUGCGAGGCGCAGGGUGGCACCACACCGAACACGGUGCAGGUUCGCAAACGUUACCCUUCGCCGACGCUGUCGACCACAUCGAGCACGAGCUCAACGAGCGGAGAAGGCCGCAAGGGUGCGCUGGGGCUUGGCAUGAGCAGUCUGUCGAUCGGGAGUGCCAGUAGCAGUAACAGUGGGGCGCCAAAGUUUGGAGCCGCUUCACCACAAGCCGUGAAGAAGCUACUGUCCCUGUCGGAGCAAACGAAGACGCGACCCCACCAACCGCGGCAUCCGUCGGUGGGCGGUGGCUCGGUGGUGCUACCGGGACCGCUGGGCGGUGGCAUCCUUCAUCACGGUCACCACCACCAUCACCAUCAUCAGCAGCACCCGCAGCAGCAACCGCAUCAUGCCUCCCUGGCGGCCGCUCACCAUAGCACACUGUCUCACUUUCACCAUCCGCCGACGGCAUAUCUUCAUCACGGAACUGGCCUCACGAUCAGUCCCUCGCAAUCGUCACCGGGCCAUUGCUGCCCAGGUGGGGUGGGGUCAACGGGUAGUGGAACUCCGCCGACUGGCCUGAUGGGACCACCGCAGUAUCCACCGCCCAGUCACGUUGCGACAAGCGGCGGAGGAUACUCGAUGGCAACGGGAGGUGGUGGCCCACCCGGAGGUGGAAUCGUUUCGGGUGCCGGUGCCGGUGGCGGAACACCGGGAGGCCAUCACCUCGCGGGCAUGUUGCCGACACCACCGAACUACAGCACCACCAUGUCGAUGUACCCGAACGGCCGUCCCGUCAUGGCCAGCCGGAUACUGGAGAGUUCCGUCGAUGCACCUAGUCAGAUACCGCCACCGAUGGAGCUGCCGCCGGAGAGUACUUCCUUCCGGAGUCCACCAAACUAUGCUCAAACCGCUCACCGGCGAAUCACCAGCAACAGUACAACCAUUCCGCCACCGUACCCGACGCCCCAUCAAAACUUCGGCUCAUCCUCGCGCAUCAUUGCGGCCGUCGGGAUUUCUCCCAUCACACCGAACUACGUGGCGCCGGCCGUGAAUGCAAUGUCCCCGAUGUACAAUCCGGCGGCGGCCGGUAACAACGUGGCGACCGUGGGCGGUUCCGUGGGCAACAGUCUGCCACCGGCCAUCCCGGCGCGGAUACACGAGGUGCCGGUUGAUGUGCCACCGCCAUUGCCACCGCCGAGCAUAGAUCUGUCGGCCGAAAGUAGCUCCGUUACCGUGCUCAGCAGUUCCGCUUCCGCCCGAACACCAUCCUACGGACAGUAUUCCGCGCAGGCGUACCACAAUCACAUAUCGCGAUCGCGAGGGCCACGCUUUUGAAAGGUUUAAGAAGGGAAUUAUUACAGGAACUGUUCUAACGAUCGCUCUCUUAC